Ziziphus jujuba (common jujube) is the source of this 2885-nucleotide messenger RNA. Its product is annotated as two-component response regulator ARR1. Gene Ontology annotation, biological process: phosphorelay signal transduction system; cytokinin-activated signaling pathway. NCBI's taxonomy places the organism in Eukaryota, Viridiplantae, Streptophyta, Magnoliopsida, Rosales, Rhamnaceae. Gene Ontology annotation, molecular function: DNA-binding transcription factor activity; DNA binding. The transcript has 6 exons. Bases 251 to 2254 code for a protein of 667 amino acids. The record is from RefSeq and is a predicted model, not a curated record.
GUUCUUCAACUCCCAAUCUCGGAGGAGGCAAAAAAAAAAAAAAAAAAAAAAAAAGGUCUUUUUACAUAUGAAAAACGCUUAUCUUCCAAGAAAAUCAAAACCCACAUCUUGUUUGAAUUUGAAAAUGGGUUUCAAUCAAAUCCCAAGUUCAAACAUGUAAAUUCGGUUAUUAUGUUGUUAUAAAAACUUUGUUUUUUGGUUCUGGGUUUUUGGGGAGAUUUUGAAUCUGACAAACGGAAAGAGUGGUUCGAUGUCAACGGCUAGUUCAAGUGCCGCUUGGAAAGCUGGAGAUGUGGUUUCCGACCAGUUUCCGGUGGGUUUAAGAGUUCUCGUUGUCGAUGACGAUCCAACAUGCCUCGUAAUUCUGGAGAAGAUGCUUCGGACCUGUCUUUAUGAAGUUACAAAAUGCAAUCGAGCAGAGAUCGCACUUUCAAUGCUUCGGGAGAACAAAAACGGGUAUGAUAUUGUUAUUAGCGAUGUUCACAUGCCUGACAUGGAUGGAUUCAAGCUGCUAGAGCACAUUGGACUGGAGAUGGAUUUGCCUGUUAUAAUGAUGUCGGCGGACGAUGGGAAAAAUGUUGUCAUGAAGGGGGUGACUCAUGGUGCUUGUGAUUACCUGAUAAAACCUGUUCGAAUCGAGGCCUUGAGAAAUAUAUGGCAGCAUGUAGUUCGAAAGAAAAAGAAUGAGCGGAAGGAAUUGGAGCAAUCUGGAAGCUUUGAAGAUGGAGAUCGGCAGGCAAAAGCAUCUGAAGACGCAGAUUACUCAUCCUCGGCAAAUGAAGGGAAUUGGAAAAGCUCCAAAAAGAGGAAGGACGAGGAAGAAGAGACGGAGGAUAGGGAUGAUACCUCCACCUUGAAGAAACCGCGGGUGGUUUGGUCAGUUGAGCUCCAUCAACAGUUUGUGGCUGCUGUUAAUCAACUCGGCAUUGAUAAGGCCGUCCCUAAGAAAAUUUUGGAGUUGAUGAAUGUUCCUGGGCUCACUAGAGAAAAUGUUGCUAGCCAUCUUCAGAAAUAUCGGUUAUAUCUUAGAAGGCUAAGUGGAGUCUCACAGCAUCAAGGUGGCUUGAGUAACUCUUUCAUCAGUUCCUCUGAAUCAACUUUUGGGCCAGUGACAUCCAUAAAUCAGAUGGAUCUUCUAAACCCAGGUCAAUUCCAAGCACAAAACAUUUCCACAUACCAAGCAGCUGGACUUGGCAGGUCGCCUGCAAAAUCUGGCCUUCCUAUGCCCCUUGGCGAUCAAAGGAACCUAUUUAGCUUUGAAAAUCCAAAGUUGAGAUUUGGAGAGGGGCAACAACAGCAUAUGACCAGUAGUAAAUCAAUGAACUUACUCCAUGGAAUUCCAACAGCCAUGGAGCCAAAGCAGCUUGCCAACUUGCACCAGUCUGCACAAGCACUUGGGGGUGUAAAUUUGCAAGUCAAUGGCCAUGGAGCCCAGAACAACAAUCUUCUUAUUCAGAUGGCUCAACAACAUUCGAGAGGGCCGAUUCUUAAUGAGGCUACAGGUGGUCAUGUUCCUCGUCUCCCAUCAUCUAUGGGACAACCUAUUGUAUCAAAUGGAAUUCCUGGUGGAGUUUUAGGGAGAAAUGGAAUUGCUGAUGGUGGCAGGGGAGCAGGAUACAAUCCAAUUCUUCAAAGCUCUUCACUGUUGAAUUUUCCCCUGAACCACACUCCGGACUUACCGGGCAAUAGUUUCCCGCUUGGAAGUACUCCAGGCCUUUCUAGUCUCACAUCUAAAGGGACAUUUCCAGAUGAGGUCACCUCAGAUAUAAAAGGAUCUGCUGGAUUUGUGCCAAGUUAUGAUAUAUUUAAUGACUUGAACCAGCAUAAAUCCAAUGAUUGGGACAUUCAGAAUGUAGGAAUGACCUUUGAUGCCUCACAGCAUUCAAACUCCAUGCAAGGCAGCCUCGACGUUUCAUCUUCAAUUUUAGUCCACCAAGGGUUUUCUUCAAACCAAGGGAGUCUACAGAAUAGGAAUCAAUGUAAUGUUAGCAAGGCAACGUUCUCAAUGGGAGAUGGCAUUGAUCAUGGGAACACACAAAACAUGAAUCAACACCUUAAUACACUACUUGGUGACAAUUCCAUAAGGGUGAAAACUGAAAGAGUUACUGAUGCAGGUUCUCAGACUACCUUCUUUCCUGAACAAUUUGGUCCGGAGGAUCUAAUGAGUGCACUUCUAAAACAGCAGGAAGACAUCCAACCAUCUGAAAAUGAAUUUGGCUUUGAUGGGUAUUCCAUGGAUAAUAUUCCUGUAUAGGAUAUGCUCCAUGUUUGAGUUCCUGUACUGAUUGCAGUUCUGGUGUAUAUAGUUGCUUGAACAGAUCGAGGUUAUUUCUUCUGCAAUCAGAAGGGCAGAUUUUCAAAGUUUUAUCUCUACUUAAAGAAAGAGGAAUGCUUCAUUCUAUUAUGCCACGACUUCCUUGUGAAUAGCAUGCUGUGCUGGUUUUUAUGUUAGGACAUUAAAGAUCACGCUGAUGGGUAAUUUAGAGGGAUCAAUCAUGUUAGAAGAUAUGCCUGAAGUGUGAAAGAAUUCUGCUGCAUGAUAUGCAAAGGCAUACACAUGCAAAAUUUUGACUGGUACUGGUGGCAAAUUUCUAGCGAAAAGCUACAAUACCUAAGGUGCUGGCUUGGUUUUGGGCAUAUCUCAAGUUGUGGAGGAGUAGGUUUUGAUACAUUUGCAGACCUUUUUUAGGAUCCUUUUCUAACUCUAAUAACACGUGAAGUUUGCUUCUUUAUGUUACUUCCAUUUUUUCUUUUUUGUUCCCGAAGUUGACUAUGAUGUACAUAUUCCAUUUGAUUGCUCGAGACAUAAGUCUGGGUAUUCUUUUUGGCUUGUUUCUUUCUUAUACUUAAAUUUCUAGGAGCAUAGCAUUUGUGUUGAAUUUUUA